Boleophthalmus pectinirostris (great blue-spotted mudskipper) is the source of this 3623-nucleotide messenger RNA. Its product is annotated as BRD4-interacting chromatin-remodeling complex-associated protein. Lineage: Eukaryota; Metazoa; Chordata; Actinopteri; Gobiiformes; Gobiidae. The coding region runs from base 6 to 3623 and encodes 1205 amino acids. Gene Ontology annotation, biological process: positive regulation of DNA-templated transcription. Gene Ontology annotation, cellular component: SWI/SNF complex. The transcript is spliced from 13 exons. The record is from RefSeq and is a predicted model, not a curated record.
UUGACAUGGAGGAUGAUGAUGGGACUUGUCUACUUGAUGUUUUGUGUGACCCUCAAGCCCUGAACGACUUCCUUCAUGGGACCAAUGAGCUGCCGACUGAAGACCUGCUCAUUAACUCCUCCUCUGGGGAGGCGUCCCUCUUCACAGAUGCCCCGAGCCCAGGGUCUCUGCUCGGAGAUGGGGUGGGCUCUCCAGACUCGCCCACGCCCGGCUGUGUGGACCUGUCGUUUUUGGAGGAGGCGCUCCUGUCCUCUCCAGAGGCAGCAGAAGACCCUCCGCUGGGGCCCAUGGGGACCCCCGCAGAGCUGGAACCCAAAAAGGCCCCUGUGGAGGAGGCAGAGGAGGCGCAGGUGGCCUGUGAUAUUCUCCAGCAGAGUCUGCAGGAGGCAGAUAUCACUGAGCAGACCAUGGCUCUGGAGGCAGGCCUGGUGCAGAGUGGAGACAGUCUAUCACUCUACUCACCCGCCCCUCUGCUGUCCCCCGUCCCUUUUGUGUCUAAAUCUGUGAGCUUACCUGUGGCCCCCGUCCUGCCCAGAGACACCCAGGCAGCAGUGGACCCUCCCCAGCCCUCUCUGUUGGCCGUGGGGCCUGGAUGUCCUUCACUCAAACCAACUGCGCCCCCUCAGCUCAUGGGCCUUCUGCCUGGAAAUGUAUUUCCCGCUGCUUCUCCCGAAAUCUCCCUGAGUCCAGCCAACGGCUCCAGUAUGAUCAUCCACAAAGCCCUGCCCACUGCCCCACCCCGGCCCAUUAUCGCCCAGACUCUGAGAGCAGCUGCAGCACCCCCUUCUGGCAUAGUUUUACAGCGCACUCCGCUGGCCAUCCAGCCCAAACUGCCCAUCACCAUCCAGCCGAGAUUAGUUCAGAUCAGCCCAAAGCCUUCAGCACAGAAGCCAGCACCUGGUCUGACCUUUGUUUCUGGCACAGCCUCCCCAAACAUUCUUCUGUCCCAACCAGCUGCCCAAAAGCCUGCCCCAGUCCCACAGUCUGCCCCACAACUUCCCAAACCAGUCAGUCUGCAGCUUGUCAACCAAGCGGGCUCCUUCGUGCUGCAGCCUCACGGCCUCUUCCAUGGACAGAACCAGUUGCUUCUUCCAGGACAGUCUCCUGUCACGCUCCCACAACACGCCCCGGCCCAGCGCCAGCUUCUGACCCCCCAGGGCCCCACGCUGCACACUGUGGCCCCCUCAGCGGGGCAGCUUGUGGACAGCUCACAGAUUCUCACUGUUCCUCAAAGGCAGCUGAACUUCAGUCCUGUGUUCACCACCCCCACAGGGCAGCUCGCUUUACGCCAGGCCACAGUGCUGUCUGGACCUCUGCAGCUGCAGUCUGCGCCCCCUACUGUCUUCCAGAUGCCAGCGCAGCUCGCAGGGACAUACACGGCUGGGGCCCAGGGGCCACGGGCCACUCUUGUACACAGCCCUGCCAUUGGAAAUCACAUUACCCUGAUCAACAGCACAGGGGUGCUACCCCCAGACCUCACCUCCAUCUCUAUAGUGAAUGGCCCAUCAGUGGUUCAGGGGCUGCCCUUUGCUGCCCAAACCCAGGUCCCCCAAGUGUCCCAGGUCCCCCAGGUGCCCCAGGUCCCUCAGGCCACAGUGACAGAGGCUCAGCUGGGCCUGCAGCAGGCCUCUGUGGUCCUGCUACCGGAGCGGACUGCCCCAGAGGAGAGGGCUCAGGACGAGGCCUUUCACCUGACACAGUCCUAUGGACCAGUGCUGCAGCAGGUGUCAGUGCAGCCUACAGGACUGCAGUCCUCCACUCCCCCCGUGGUGACUGUCCUCCAGACCCCUCCUGAGCCUCCUCUGCCCACUGACCCGGCAGUGGAUCUGCCCAAACUCCUGAUGGCUCCAGCAGAAAUAAGUCAAGUGGUGGAGGAGGUGACCCAGCUGAGCCAGAACCAAGCCUUUAUGCAACAACUGCAACAGCACGCACUUACUUCCCCUCUGUCGUCGGAGCUUCUGGUUGGCGCACUGCCAGUGGUGCCUCUGGAGGCUCUGUCCUCUCCCCAGGACGGGCACAAAGACACAGACCAGUGUGUGGACUCCCCUUUGCCCUCAGACCUGGAUGACUCCUCUCUACUCUGCUCCUCUCCCUCCCCCACAGACCCUCCUCCACAGACUUUUACCCCUCCAGUACAGGACCCUGACACUACAGCGCCCCCUACCCAAAAUGAGACACCUGUCCAGUACCAGCUACAGGCACAAAACGCCUUAUUCACCCAAGAUCAAAUACAAUCCGCUGUGUCAGAAUCUACAAACUGUAUAUCACCUCCCAAAAUCCAAGUCCAGACUUCUCUCCUGUCCUCACGGUCUCAUGUUCAAGUUCAAGUGUCUGUGCCCCAAGCGCAGCCUAUAGUUCUGGUCCCUGAAGUGCAGAUUGCUGCGCGGACCCCCUCCCCUGCGCCUGCCCCGCCCCCUCUCUCUGUGCCUCAGCCUGGUCCCACAGCUGCCAUGAGGGCCCCUUCAGGAGAGCAGCCACACACACAUCUGAAGCCGACUGCUGCCUUGGUCCUGGAGAGUAAAGCCUUCAGUGUCCCCUCUCCUGCAGCUCCCAGUGUCCCAGGGCACAGAUCCUCCCCCCACACAGAGCUUGCCAAUAACCAGGCGGGGCAACCCAACCAGCAGCAAGAUACUAAGUUGGCCAUUGUUGUGGAGCAGCUCACACCAGCACAACGCCGGCACAGGUUCCAGCAACAGCUCUGUUCAGAUCAUACAGCUGUUCAGAGACCCAGCAGCCGCUCGGCCUUCUCCUCUCUACAGGAUGCAGUGAAGGGUUUGCUGCCCUACCACACCUGUGCCGGACCCCUGCCCACCCAGGACCACUUCAGUAUGGUGGACCAGGAGUUUGACACUGUGUCUGGAUUCCUGCUGAAGCGGACCAAGGACAUGGUCAACAAAUACAGGCAGCUACUGCUCAGAGAAGCCCUGCAGGACAGUCCGUCAGCGGAGAUGGUGAUGCUGGAGAGACUCUUCCUUCAGGCUGAGCGCUUCACUUUGGCAGAAGACAGACGGAGAACACGCCGAGAGACAGAGUCUGUGAUGACAGCUUUACCCUCAUCAUCGUCUUCCCCAGAUGAAGCUUCUCCCUCAGGCAGCCCCCCCUCGCCCCCCUCAUGGACCAGACUUUCGGACCGCCCCCCUGGACUUCGGACAUACCGCUCUAGCUCCCGCGGUGGUCUCCGUCUCACCAUCAAACAUGAAUCUGGAUCUAGGAAAGUGGUCCACAACUCAGCCUGUGACCCUGGGCUGAAAAGGAACCACGCGGGGCAACUGACCAAUGGGAGCGGGCGUCACUGUCCAACCCCCAACAAAGCACUGCAACCCAUAUCCAAUGGGAACCUGUCUACAGAGGAAGUCCCACCUCCCGAUUUCAAAAUUAAAACCUCUAUAAAAGACAACAGAGAAGUAAGAGCUCCCAAAUUAAAAUGUUAUCACUUGGAUACAUCACCGGACCAUCCCACACCUAUACAAGAGGAUAACAUGCUUAGUGAACACCUUCAGAGCGCUAUAGAUAGCAUUUUGGAGCUACAGAGGCUCCAAGGCCCCUCUACGGCCCAAAGUAGGGCUUCCUCCGCCCCCUCAUUGGACCAGGCAGUGGCCAGCAUUUUGGAGGGGCAUCUCUGA